Eurytemora carolleeae is the source of this 513-nucleotide messenger RNA. Its product is annotated as platelet-activating factor acetylhydrolase. The record is from RefSeq and is a predicted model, not a curated record. NCBI's taxonomy places the organism in Eukaryota, Metazoa, Arthropoda, Copepoda, Calanoida, Temoridae. Gene Ontology annotation, molecular function: 1-alkyl-2-acetylglycerophosphocholine esterase activity.
GUUUAAGAUAGGAUUGGUGCUGGAUGGCUGGUUGUUCCCUCUUAAAGAGGAAAUUUUUAACCCAACUCAACCAAUUGUUUUUAUUAAUACAGAGAGUUUCCUGAACCGGAACAAUAUUAGUAAAAUGAGAGAAUUUCUAACUCAUCCUGAGGACCGAAGAAUGGUUUUUAUCAAGGGAUCUGUUCAUCAAAAUCAUAUAGAUGCACCACUAAUCUUCAAAUCUGUCGCUGUAAAGAAGAUUAUUGGAAUGCACUCUGAGACGGAUGCAGGCGUAGUUCUAGAUAUUAACAACAAACUCAUGAUUCACUUUAUAGCAAGUCGGUUGAACCUUGGAAUAGAUCCGUCAUUAGAACUCUUCCUCACUCAUCAUGAAUCUGUCAUCAUUGAGGCAACUGACAAGGAAACAGAUGUCGAGAAAACUGCAACUGCAGAUCAAUGAUCACACGAAACAUUCCUGGAUCGUUUUCAUACAACAAGACAGAAUUUAUACUUAAUUUACAAAAUUUUGUAAAA